This is a messenger RNA of Triplophysa rosa, 850 nucleotides long. RefSeq names its product SLAM family member 6-like. The coding region runs from base 24 to 833 and encodes 269 amino acids. The record is from RefSeq and is a predicted model, not a curated record. Lineage: Eukaryota; Metazoa; Chordata; Actinopteri; Cypriniformes; Nemacheilidae. The transcript is spliced from 4 exons.
UAUUCUGUGAGCUGCUGAAGAAAAUGUCCGAUGUGAUUUUGUUCUGUUUGUGUUUGUGGAGUCUGUCUGAUGUGUUUUGUGUGUCAGUGUCAGUGACUGAAGGAGAAUCUGUCACUUUAUCUGUGAAUCUCACUGAUCAUCAGAGGAAACAUGGAAUCUCCUGGAAGUUUGGAGCUCAAGGAUAUCUCAUAGCAGAAAUCACCAGAGAAAGCCGUAUCAGGAUAUAUGAAAAUCAAGCCAAUGGGAGAUUCAGAGGCAGACUGAAGCUGGAUCAAACUGGAUCUCUCACCAUCACGAAGACCAGAAUCACACACUCUGGACUUUAUGAAGUGACCAACACCAACACCAACGCCAAACUCAAGAUAUUUAAUAUUACUGUCUACGAUUAUCUGCCUGUUCCUGUCAUCACCAAUUCUUCAGGAUCAUCAUCAGGCUCAAAAUGUGUUGUGUUGUGUUCAGUGAUGAAUGUGUCACAUGUGAGUCUCUCCUGGUACAAAGGAAAGAGUUUAUUGUCCAGCAUCAGUGUGUCUGAACACAGAGACAUCAGCAGCAUCUCUCUUCAUCUGGAGUGUCUGGAUGAUUCUUACACAUGUGUCAUCAACAAUUCCAUCACAAACCAGACUCAACAUCUCAACACUGAUGUCUGUCACACGUGUUCAGGCUUCUGCAGUUGUGGAUUAACUGAAGCUGCGAUCCGAUUGGUCCUCUCUGCCCUGGUGGGCGUGGCUACUGUUGCUGUAAUGGUUUCUGACGUCAGAUCCAGAAGAGAUGGACAGAAGAUGGGAUCAGAACAGAAGAAGAUGGGAUCAGACAUUCAGAUAACUGACCAAUGAAUGUGUCAGUUGAAUGU